Messenger RNA from Oxyura jamaicensis (ruddy duck), 2023 nucleotides. It is a transcript of the gene NME5, whose product is annotated as NME/NM23 family member 5. Lineage: Eukaryota; Metazoa; Chordata; Aves; Anseriformes; Anatidae. Gene Ontology annotation, molecular function: nucleoside diphosphate kinase activity. The record is from RefSeq and is a predicted model, not a curated record. The coding region runs from base 161 to 802 and encodes 213 amino acids. Gene Ontology annotation, biological process: CTP biosynthetic process; UTP biosynthetic process; negative regulation of oxidative stress-induced intrinsic apoptotic signaling pathway. The transcript has 6 exons.
GCCAUUUCGGAGCCCCCCCCGCGCACGCAGGCAGCGGGGCCCGCCCGGCGCUGGGGCGCGGAGGCCAUCUUGUGGCCGAGCCGGGCGGAGCCGUCGCCUAGCAACGGCGGCGCAGCGGGAAGUACAAAAGAAGCAUUUGAGUUCUGACUUAGAAGCGAAGAUGCAGAUGUUAAUGCCUGAACCUCAGAUUUUUGUGGAAAGAACCCUGGCCCUCAUCAAACCAGAUGUUGUUGAUAAAGAGGAAGAAAUAGAGGAUGUCAUUCUCAGAUCAGGAUUUUUGAUCGUUCAGAAACGGAAGCUCCAGUUAAGCCCAGAGCAAUGUAGCAACUUUUAUGCAGAACAAUAUGGAAAAAUGUUUUUUCCUAAUUUAACAGCCUAUAUGAGCUCUGGACCGUUAGUUGCUAUGGUUCUUGCCAGACAUUGUGCAGUCUCAUACUGGAAGGAAUUGCUUGGACCAGCAAACAGCAUAAAAGCUAGGAGGACUCACCCUCACAGUUUAAGAGCAAUCUAUGGGACUGAUGAUCUGAGGAAUGCCCUUCAUGGCAGUCUCAACGUUUUCUCAGCAGAAAGAGAAAUUCGAUUCAUGUUUCCAGAAGUGAUCUUGGAGCCAAUUCCAGCUGGGCAGAGAGCUAGGGAUUACUUGAACCUUUAUGUAAAUCCUACCUUACUAGCAGGGCUCACUGCACUUUGUAAAGAGAAGCCAGCAGAUCCGAUGACUUGGCUUGCUGACUGGUUGAUUGAACACAACCCUAAUAAACCCAAGCUACAACAUCAAAUCACUGAAGAAGAGCAUCGGGAAUAAAAAACAUCACUCAGUGGAAACCAUCUCAAGCGUUCAAAUUACAUAUAUAUAUAUUAUCAUUGGCACAGUAUCCCUUGGCUAUACAAUUAAUAUAAUCUAAAGUAGAUAAUGUCUUAACUACCCAUCUCUUUGUGGGAUAAACCUUCCGGUUAACCAGGAUUUAACAGUUGUAGUAGCUUUUCUGUUGACUUGGAGAAUGUAGAAUUACAUGAUAAUUUUAGCGUGUCAGGUGAUUAGAAGAAGAUGAAAUGAUCUUGUGGUGUUACUUAUACUGCUGCUUUCCCCAGUUACCUUGUUUUGGCUGUUUGGGGAAAACAUAAUUAUUUAGACCGCUGCAGAUUCCUAAAUGACAUACUUUGUGAUGCCUGUCCUUUGUGAAACUGCAACUUGUUUCCAGCACUUUUUAAGAGAUGCAAAUCCCAUUAUGAAGGGGAGGUACCUGAAUGUAAGUUAGAAAACAGUUACUGGUGGCAUCAUAUUAGCAACUUGAGAAUGUUGAUUGUGGGUUACAUCACCGAGCUAUGGUCACUCUUACAGAUGAUUCACUCAAGACUGAUGUAUUUUGUCAGAAUACAAUUUGAAGGCCUUACUUAAAGCUACAUUGAAUGUACAUUUCCUAUCUCGACAGAAAAAAAAAAAACAAAAAAACACAGUGGUUAUAAAUCAGUCUCAGAUUCCAUUAGAAGUCACAAGAAGGUUUACUUUAGUCAAGGACUAAUGAUAUCUUCCAAGACUUGUUUAAAGAAAGGUGUUUAAUUGCAACAGCUCACCUUAAGGGUAUUUUUUGUGUUCUACUGCACUUAAAAGGUCUUCUGCUUUCUGUUGUUUUCCUUGUAUUGUUGGUUACAGUUGGACUUCAAUGUGUUCUGUUGGAGAAUUUCAAGAGAACGGGUUAGGGGCCGUGCUGUUCAACAGACAACAUGUUAAUCAUGUGCUAUUAUCUAUUAUUAAUGUAAUUGGACUGUUUUUUCUGGGGGGGGUGAGACAUGACACCCCCCCCCCCCUUUUUUGAUUUCUUCCGUGUUGCAUUUGCACUGUUAACUUCAAGGUUUGCAUCCUAUGGCUUUCCUGCCUUGCAUGGAGGAAACAAUGUCGUUCUCCCAACUCUGAAAUAUUGGUAUUCUUGACUAAUACUAAAUAAAUAAAUAACUUCAUAGUUUAUUUUAUGACAAGCCUUGCUUGAUUAAUUACCAGAAACGUUAAACUUUUUUUAAAAGCUAA